UAGUAUAACGCUAGUUAGCUUCCUAUCGCGUUAACGUCCCCCGGAUGUGACGUUGCCUACACCGACUUCCUGUAUAUGGUUACUAAGCAACCGCGUUGCUGCGUUUCCUCCCCGUUCCCUUGGCCCACUUAGCUCAGGGCUAGCUUAGCUCUCUGACUGGCCUGUUUCGUUAGUCAUAGGCGGGCGGAUGGCCGGUCCUCCGGCGGACUGGACCCGGGCCCCGGUAGCCUUCGGCCGGCGCGCGGUGCCGCAGCUGUUCGGUGAGCUGAUGCGACCGGAAGCGGAAGUGAGGCUGCGGGCUUUGGCGUCGCUCUGCGGGCUGAUGAGGGACCCGGAGCGGGUGUACCAGGCCGUCCGGGGGGGGUUUCUGGAGCAGCUGAAGGUUUUGUUUGUUGAUGAAGAUCCUUCAGUCAGAACCAAAACGUGUGAGCUGCUUCACCUGAUGACGUCACACAGCAUCAGCAGACAGGCCUUGCUGUCCUCCUCCCUCCUCCAUCCUCUCGCUCUGCUGAUGGAUGACCCCUCCUCCUCCUGUAGGAGGAGCCUCCUCCUUGUGCUGAACAGCCUCGCUCUGCUGCCGGAAGGUGCAGAAGCUCUGCUGACUCUGGUUCCUAAGCUGAUGCAGAAGCUUAGACAGGUGAUGGAGGAGGAGGUAGAGGUGGAGGAGGUGCUGCUCCUCUCCACCAUCACCUCCUGCUCCAGGCUCGACGCCCUGCCCGCUCUUGCCUGUGACGCUGUCUUGCUAGUGGGGGGGCGACUCUCCCACCUCUCCCCCAACAUCCGCAGGGAGGCGUCUGCAGCGCUGAUGGCCCUCAGUGCCUGUGAGGAGGGGAGGCGCCGGGUGUGUGAGGAGGCGCUGCUUCCUGCGGUGGUGGAGCUCCUGCAGGACGGAGACGUGGCGGUUCAGGCCAACGCUGCCGGGGUCCUGAUGUACACUGGCGUCAUCACGACAGGCAAGCAGCGGUGUCUGGACCUGAACGUCAUCCCCAUGCUCCUGGACCUGGUCACGAGGGACCAGGAGCAGCAGGAGGAGAGGAGCAGGAAGGCCCUGAUCAUGUUCUCCCUCAGGGCCCUGACAACGCUGGCCGAGGCCCCGCUGGGCCGCCGCCUCCUGCUGGAGCAGCUCCCCCUGCUGGUGAGGAGGAGCGAGGCGGCAGAGGAGGACCUGGACAUCCGGAGGGCCGCUCAGACCGCCGUGAGGGUGAUCACCUGGACCCCCUGAGACCACAACGGGGCCAUAAUAAAGACCGUUAAUGGUCCAUCAUUUACUAUUAGUUCAUUACUGACCUCACAGCUUUGUUGGCUUAGGAGUCUUUACUAUAUCUUUAUUUUGUAGAAAGCCUCUUUAUUAACACAUAGUCAUUUUAUACAUAUAACUAAAUCAUUGGUCAGAGAAACAGGAAGCUUAGAUUUAAGCAGCCUCGUGUUUUAGAGUUUCACAAUAAAACGUGUUUACUUGUGUUAAAAGCAAUAAAGCCCUAAUUGCAAUAAAGUGCUUCUAACACUAAGGUCCAGAAAAAAAGGGUCCUGAGACCCGAGGGGGGUGGAGGCCUCAGCUUGGUUCUCCUCUCUGACCUGCUGCUCUGAAUGGAGCCGUUCAGCUUCACAUUAAGGCCACAGGCUUUUUGUCUAGUCCAAACAGAGAAAUAUAUAUAUAUAUAUAUAUAUAUAUAUAUAUAUAUAUAUAUAUAUAUAUGUGCGUGUGUGUAAAGAUGGACCAAAUGUAAAGACUAAAGCAUUUGAAGCACUUAGUUGUUAGAUAGUUAGAUUAGUUGUAGGUUUCACGUUACAUUACAACAUAGUACAAUACAUUAUAUUACAUAACACCGUGUUUUAUUAUAGAAUCUAAUGUAGGUUCAAUCAACCUCAGAUAUCAGAUUCAUGAUGAUCUUGUUGCCAAAAUUAAAACUGUGUUUAGUUAAAUGAA
Messenger RNA from Gasterosteus aculeatus aculeatus (three-spined stickleback), 1927 nucleotides. It is a transcript of the gene rsph14, whose product is annotated as radial spoke head 14 homolog. The record is from RefSeq and is a predicted model, not a curated record. Lineage: Eukaryota; Metazoa; Chordata; Actinopteri; Perciformes; Gasterosteidae.